Paraglomus occultum is the source of this 1408-nucleotide messenger RNA. Lineage: Eukaryota; Fungi; Glomeromycota; Glomeromycetes; Paraglomerales; Paraglomeraceae. The record is from the annotation of a GenBank genome assembly.
UCUGGAUAAUGACGUUGAAUCAGCAUCGACGUCAGAAUCUGCUAAAACGUCUAGCGAGGCAGCUGCUAAACUUUCCAACAAAGAAGGGACUUCAACGCAGCCUACUCAGAAAGACGAUACAAACAGAUCAAAACCUUCUUUACGAGAUAUCCAGGCGGAAGAAGAACGGAAGAAGCAGCAGGAAGAAAAGGAUCGGGCCAAUGCUCAACAUUCGAUUCUUUCAACUCCACCUGGCAAACCGUUGAGUCCGCAAAAAUCCACAAAUAUUAAGACACCCUCACUUCGUGAAAUUCAAGAAGCAGAGGCGCGUAAGGCAGCUGAACGCAAAGCAGCUGAGCGACAAACGAUCAAUGCAGUCAACGCUGCUGCAGGUGCUUCUAGUCGAGAGAAUGUGACGUUAUCAUCAACAUCAUGGGGACUGAUUAUGUCGAAUACGGCAAUGGCAACCAACUCUGCUUCUUCAUCAUCCAACCCGCCUGCUGUUUCGACACAAGCUUGGCAGAGUGCAGCUGCACCCAAGAAAACGUUACGUGAAAUUCAAAAAGAGGAAGAAGAGGCCGUUAAGAGAAGGAAUAAAAUGCGCGAAAUGCAGCAACAAGCUAUGCUUAAUGUAGCAGCAAGUUCACCUACUUCAAGUGGUGUUGGAAAACGUUAUGCUGAUACUUUGGUUACUGGACCUAACGCUGUGAACGCAAAAGCUAAAACGACAACCAUCCCUACCGGGAUGGCUUGGACGACUGUCGCUGGUAAGCCAGCAACACGUAUAGUUAUGUCUUCUGCAGCUGGUGGAAAUGGGGGUGGUACUGUCAUGAAGUCUGCUGGUUCUAAAGAUUUGCCUCUUGCGUGGGAUGAAGGUCAGAAAGGGACUAACGGUCUUCAGAACGCGUACAGACAACUUCCAACAAAGUCCACUGACCAAACGAAAAGCGUUACUAGAUCUAUGUCGUUAAACGCUACCACUUCCGGAUCUAAGCAAACGAAUAACAACUAUAAUAAUUCGAGCUUGACAAAUUCAGACCAAUCGCCUCCUCGUCCGCCCUCCGAAGAUUUUAUGAAAUGGUGUCGACAAGCUUUACGUGGACUAACGAAUAUAAACAGUGACGAGUUUAUUCAAAUGCUUCUCACUUUCCCUCUUGAUCCUCCUCCGGCAACGAUAGAAAUUAUUCAGGAUUCUAUUUAUACAUAUUCUCCAACACUGGAUGGUCGUCGCUUUGCCGAUGAAUUUGUGAAGCGACGGAAGGCAGAUGCAAGCGGAAUACCUAUGAGUAACUUCUCUAUACAUCAUGCGGACAGUAAAACUGGCAAAGAUGUAGGAACUGGUACUACGGGUACAAAAGACGAUAACUCUGGCACAGGCGCCGGCGCAUUUAAAGUCGUAACGACUAAAAAGAACAAGAAGAGGCAUUGA